CAUGAAAAGCCGUCCUCUUAACGCGCUCUUUUUUUCUCUCUCUAAAACAAAACAAUGACAAAUGCACAAAUCUUCCAUUUUAUUUUAUCUUAUCUGUUUUAAUUAAUUUAAGUACUUUCCUUUUCAACUGAAAUACAACUAAAUGUUUAUAAUUAGAAAAUAUUUCCAGAUAUCUACUUUUUCUCUCUCUUUUAUUUUUGUUUUUUCUAUGGAAUUUGGAAUUCCCUGCUUUACGUGAUCAUUUUUUUUAAUAUAGUAUUAAAAAUUUGCUCUUGAAUUAAGGCCCUUUCUGGGUUUGAUUUUUUCAAACUUUAUUCAUAUAUUCAUCAAAAAUUUGGUAUCAAAAAAUUACAAAAGAAAGAGAAUUGCUUGUUUGAAGGAAAUUGCAUGUUCUGUUACGGUCUAUCUCCUCGGAAAAGAAUGGGCGAAGGCUCAAAAUUGGACUUUUUAAAGCUGGAUGAUUCUCCCAUGUUUAGAACCCAGCUUCAAUGCUUGGAAGAAAACUCUGAAUUGCUGAAGGAUCGAAGUUUAAAGUUUUACAAAGGAUGUCAUAAGUACACGGAAGGGCUUGGAGAGGGUUAUGAUGCAGAUGUAGCUUUUGCAAGCGCACUUGAAACAUUCGCAGGAGGGAAUAAUGAUCCUAUAGGUGUUUCUUUUGGAGGCCCAAUCAUGGCAAAAUUUACUAUCGCCUUGAGAGAGAUCGGUACGUACAAGGAAGUUCUUAGAUCACAGGUGGAGAACUUACUAAACGUUAAGCUGCUACAAUUUGUCAAUGUCGACCUAUAUGAUGUCAAGGAAGCACGAAAACGGUUUGACAAGGCUGCUGCUUCAUAUGAUCAGGCUCGUGAGAAGUUUUUGUCGCUGAAGAAAAGUGCCAGGAAGGAUACAGUUGCCAGCACAGAGGAGGAACUUCACACUUCAAGAGCUCAAUAUGAUCAAGCGCGUUUCAAUUUGGUUACUUCUCUUUCAAAUGUGGAAGCAAAAAAACAUUAUGAGUUUCUGGAAUCUGUUAGCCGAUCAAUGGAUGCACAUCUCCAUUACUUUAAACAGGGUUAUGAAUUGCUGCAUCAGAUGGAACCAUUUAUGAAGCAGAUUCUUGACUACGCUGAGCAGUCAAAACAAAACUCCAGCAACGAGCUCACAUCCCUCAAUGAAAAGAUGAAAGAGUACAAAAAGCAGAUAGAUGAGCAAAGUAGACAAUCUGUAAAUGGGUCUAAUGAUCUUUCUGGAGUGGAUUGUCCACAACCUUUUACCAAAAGCACCAAUAAAUCAGUAGAAGAAGUUAUGCAGUCUUCUGCAAAUGGAAAGGUCCAAAUCAUUCGACAAGGUUACCUAUUUAAGCGUUCUUCUAGUUUGAGGGCUGACUGGAAACGAAGGUAUUUUGUUCUCGACAGUCGAGGGAUGUUAUAUUAUUAUCGAAAGCCCCGGAGCAAGGCAUCUAUGGCAACAAGUAGGCUUUCUAGUCCACUUCAUAGCUCUGUUGACCCUGGCUCGGUACUUGGUCGAUGGAUCUCCUCUUCUCACAAUAAUGUUGUCAGUAGUGAAGAAAAGUCUGUGGCUCGUCACACUGUCAACCUGCUAACAUCAACAAUAAAGCUUGAUGCUGAGCAGUCAGAUAUGAGAUUUUGCUUCAGGAUCAUCUCUCCUGUGAAGACUUACACCUUGCAGGCUGAGAAUGCAGCAGAUCAAAUGGAGUGGAUUGAGAAGAUAAGAGGAGUAAUUGCUUCAUUGUUAUCCUCACAAGCCAUUGAAGGGCGACUUUCAUCGAGGGAUAAUCAAAGGGAUCCAGUCAGUAUGUCAGAUAGUGGUUCCUCUGAAGGUUCCUCUAUUACUGAUUCAUCAGCCACUGAGGAAGGUUCUUCAAAUUCAUUUGGACCUCGUAGUUUCCAGCAGCAACGACAUAGUGUGAGAAUUGAAAAACCUAUUGAUGUCUUAAGAAAGGUGACUGGUAAUGAAAAAUGUGCUGAUUGUGGUGCUACUGGACCUGACUGGGCUUCCUUAAACCUAGGCAUUCUCAUUUGCAUUGAAUGUUCUGGUGUCCAUCGCAAUCUUGGAGUUCAUAUAUCAAAGGUAAGGUCAUUAACACUGGAUGUAAGAGUGUGGGAGCCUUCUGUUAUAUCUUUGUUUCAAUCCUUAGGUAAUGUCUAUGCAAAUUCAGUCUGGGAAGAAUUUUUGCAUGCCCGAAACUAUUCUCAAAUAGAUGAACGACCGGUGAUUUUCCCAAAGUCGGAGCAACAUAAACCGGCGUUCAUGAAAAAGCCUACACCCAGUGAUCCCGUUGCAGUGAAAGAGUUGUUCAUUCAUGCAAAGUAUGAAGAAAAAGUCUUUGUUCGCAAGGCCAAAGGAAAUCAAAAUGCAUUCUCUGUGCCGCAACAGAUGUGGGAGAGUGUCCGUGCCAAUAACAAGCAAGCAGUUUAUCACCUUAUUGUAUGCUCUGAAGCAGAUGUUAAUGCCAUGCACCGUCAACCAUCAUCUGCCAAAUCAUUUAUUAUGCCUAGAGCGAGAAAUUCGGAUGAGACUCCCCUUGUUCGCGAUGCUGAUAGAGGUAGAGCAAAAUCUGUUGACAGGACUGCCUCAAGAUCGCUGAGCUCACUAAUUAAGGGAAAAGAUGCCUCUAGAGACAAUUCUCUUGAUGGUUGCUCUCUACUUCACCUUGCCUGUCAAUUUACUGAUGUAGGCAUGGUCGAACUGCUCCUACAGUAUGGUGCAAAUAUAAAUGCUGUAGAUUCAAGAGGUCGAACACCACUUCAUCAUUGCAUCUCAGAACGGAAAACUGAUAUAGCAAAAGUACUUCUCAUGAGGGGAGCUAGCGGAAGAACUGUUGACAACAUAGGCAAAUCUGCAAUGCAGCUGGCUUUGGAUUUAAAAAUAAACGAUGCUGAUCUUAUGGCACUCUUAACAGAUAAUAACAGAUAGUGACAAGAAGGAAUCACAAGCAUAAACUCACAGAGGUAUACCGCCGUGGAUUACACAGCUUUCUCUUGAGGGGUUAAGAGAUGCAGCAUUUUGUAUCCUUCCCUGAAGCUCAUACAGAAUUAUCAGGUCAUACAUAUAUGCUUCACCAUUUUUCUUGACAGUCUUACACAAGGUUCAUAUGGUUUACCACAGUAUAGCUCCCAUCAUGUAUCAUAGUGUCUCCGAUCAUUGUUCUUCAUUUUUGCUUGUAUAUUUUCUGAUAGCCCGGUGAUAAUGGUGUUUUUUACUAAUACUGCUAUGUGAGUGGGCUUUUGGAGACUGUCAAUCCUUGCUCCUACGUUAUGCAGUAAGCUUCAGGAUGGAGGAUUAGUUGUGUCUAAGAAACUUAUGAUACUAGACAAUAGCUUGUACAAUUUUGUAAUUAAAUUCAUUUGUUACUAGAAUUUGAGUGUGGUACAUUAUCCAUUGAAAUUAUUCUAGUUAAGGAGGAAAAGAGAUCGAAUUUAUAUGUGA
Chenopodium quinoa (quinoa) is the source of this 3429-nucleotide messenger RNA. RefSeq names its product ADP-ribosylation factor GTPase-activating protein AGD3-like. The transcript is spliced from 20 exons. Gene Ontology annotation, cellular component: cytoplasm. NCBI's taxonomy places the organism in Eukaryota, Viridiplantae, Streptophyta, Magnoliopsida, Caryophyllales, Amaranthaceae. Gene Ontology annotation, molecular function: GTPase activator activity; protein binding. The record is from RefSeq and is a predicted model, not a curated record. The coding region runs from base 388 to 2916 and encodes 842 amino acids.